AUGGCUUCCCAGGCUCAGGUUAUCCAGCAGAAGGUUGACUCCUUCCUCGCUCAGCUCGACAAGGAGCUCUCCAAGUACCCGGCGCUGAACCGCUUCGACAAGCAGCUUCCUGUGCCUAAGUCGUACAUUGCCGUCGGCAUCUUCUUCGUGUUCACCGUCCUUGUGUUCUUCAACAUCUUCGCGGGCUUCCUGACCAACUUCAUUGGUUUCGUGAUCCCCACCUACUUCUCGCUCGCUGCCCUCGAGACUCCCCAGCCCCAGGACGAUGUCCAGUGGCUCACCUACUGGGUCGUGUUCGGCUUCUUCAACUUCAUUGAGUCGUUCGUGAGCGUCGUGCUCUACUGGUUCCCCUUCUACUACACCUUCAAGACGCUCGCCAUCGUCUGGCUUGUGCUUCCUCAGACCCAGGGUGCUAAGCUUGUCUACCACAAGCUCCUCCGCCCCCUGUUCCUGACGAUCACUCGUUCGGCUGGUGUGACCCCCUCGCAGGUGUCGUCGUCGACCGGCACCUCGUCGGCCUCGGCCAGCGGCUUCAGCGCCCAGGGUCUCCACACCCAGUAA
This is a messenger RNA of Malassezia japonica, 561 nucleotides long. It is a transcript of the gene YOP1, whose product is annotated as ER membrane protein DP1/Yop1. The record is from RefSeq and is a predicted model, not a curated record. The coding region runs from base 1 to 561 and encodes 186 amino acids. Lineage: Eukaryota; Fungi; Basidiomycota; Malasseziomycetes; Malasseziales; Malasseziaceae. The transcript is spliced from 6 exons.